Molecule: messenger RNA, 900 nt
Organism: Pleurotus ostreatus (oyster mushroom)
Lineage: Eukaryota; Fungi; Basidiomycota; Agaricomycetes; Agaricales; Pleurotaceae
Exons: 1
Coding region: 1-900 (299 amino acids)
Source: RefSeq, a predicted model, not a curated record
AUGUCAUAUAGUCAACGGGACUAUUUCACACCCAACGCGUGGGACGAAGCUCGACGAUACGAGCAUGGGAGAAGAAGCAACCGGGUGAGCCCUUCGGAUGGAUCCGAAAAUGCAAUCCGGGUGCCACAACAGGCAUCGCAUCACGCUGGAUCCCGCAACGGUGAAGGCAAUCCCACACCACUUCGUUUUCGACAACCACCCAUCCCACACCCGGGAGCGUCCGAGGGACAAGAGCAUGGCUCUGCAAGAAACAACAACCGGCCGCAAAGGCCACCUAGCUCGCGUACCAUGAAUACGAACGAAGGUUCCGAACGGAACCAGGCACAAAGCAGUGCCCGAGUAGAAUCUGUGGAAUCCGCACCACCCAUGCGGAACAAAGGAAAAGGGCGGGCCACGUCAUCAGACAUGGAGAGAGCAGACGCGCGAGAGAGGAAGUUGGCGCGAGAAUACGAAAGAGAAUCCGUGAAGAAAGAGUCAGCUACUUCGUCUAGACGGAUGAAGGAAUGGGUACAAGAACAACGGUUGGCCGAUAAACGACAGACCAUAAUGCCAUCGCCUACGCUCUCGCAGGGCGCAUUCACCGAGUUCCUUGUACAGAUGAGGAUACGGGAGGACGAGACGGGGACUCGACUGUCCACUGACCAGAUCAAUGAGCUGGUCCGCGCCAUACAGGCCGACAGGGCCACACGCGAUAGGCGAUACAACGAUAGAGUGCCCACAGCUGGGCAUGUAGCGCCGACAGGCGACGGCAAUGGCACCGGCGAGCCAAUACACCCCAGUUGGGACAUGCGAGUGGCGUUGCAACGAUGGCGAAACAGCGCCAUGGCCCAGAACGAGUACACUGAAAUACCGGAUCAGGGCAUUAUAUUUGAUGAUGAUGGUAGCCCAAGGGAGCGUUGA